This is a messenger RNA of Rotaria sordida, 429 nucleotides long. NCBI's taxonomy places the organism in Eukaryota, Metazoa, Rotifera, Eurotatoria, Philodinida, Philodinidae. The record is from the annotation of a GenBank genome assembly.
AUGUAUUAUCAAUCAUUAUCAUCAUCAUCAUCAUUCAGUUAUGCUGCAACAAAAAUUCAAGGUGCAUUUCGUAAUCAUCAGGCUCGAUUGAAGUUAAAAAAUGAAGUAGUAUGGAAAAUACAUGAAAAACUUGAGUAUUCUAAUGAACAAACUGAAGCAAAACUUCGGGAUAUGUUUGAAAAAUUAUUGAAAGCAUCCGAUUUACUUUCACCAUCUAUUACGAAAUUACUUCAAACACCUGGAUUAUCACUUGAAGAAAAAGAACUUUUAAAAUUAACAAAUCCAGAUAAUAUUCAUAUUGAAGCUAAUUAUCAAGGACUACAUAUUGAAAGUCCAAUUAAGAGAAGUACCUUUGUUGAUUUAAUUGAAACUUUUCAAAAAGGAAAAAGUAUAGAACAUGAUAAAAUAUUUUUAAAAUUAUCUAAAUGA